CAUAUUAAUGCUAAUUCACUUCAUCCAAGUAAUUUACUGUGACAAAGCCCUGCCAACUUGGCAAAUGGUUAUAACGCCUGCAUGUUUUCAAUUUUAGCGGACUUUUAUUUAAAUAACAAUGACCGAAGUUAAAGGUGAAGGACCUGAAGAUGUAGACACGAUUGGUAUUUACGUAGGCGGUCGCAAUGCUGACGGUGAGCGCCACGGCGAAGGCUGGGCCGUGCUGCCCAACGGGGACUUCUACCAGGGCUGCUACUGCAGGGGCAUGAGGAAUGGGAAGGGGUUGUAUGUGUUCAAAAAUGGAGCGAGGUAUGAAGGUGAAUGGCGAAAAGCAAUGAAGUACGGGGUAGGAACGAUGAUAUACCCCGACGGUUCCCGCUACGAAGGGGACUGGAGGCAUGACCUGAAGCACGGCUUCGGUGCCUACUACUACCCCAAUGGAGACAUUUACGAGGGCGCCUGGUUCAAGGGUAGACGACACGGCUUGGGGACGUAUUUCUUCGCUGAGUAUCAGAUUAAGUUUAUGGGGACGUGGGUAGAUGGAGUAAUUGAAGGCCCAGGGCAAAUUAUAUACCCACGAGUGCGUUACCAUGGCUCAUGGCUAAAGGGGAAGCCCAAGGGACCAGGUUGCUUCGUGUUCGACACCAAUUGCAUGCAGCACGGCUUUUAUUUGUUGAAGAAAGACCCUGAUUUAGAAGAAUAUGGAGAAGGCGAAGAAGAGAAAGAAGACAAAGAGCCGAAAGAAGAUAAACUGGAGGAAGGCGAAGAGGAAAUUGAGAUAGACGAAACUUUAGGAAAAGUAGCAGAGUGGCGAGCUCGUAACGUGACGGCGUAUAUGGCAGAGUUCCUUCCCCCUGAGCCGGUGCCUCUGCCAGUUUGCAACUCCGUGCCUUCCCUCGCCGAAGAGAGCAUCGAGACUGACGUGCUCCGCUUUGAGCCGUCGACGAUCACCGCCGAGGAAGGUGGGGACGACAACGACUCCUGGCUGCUUCACCGACAGCAGUUCUUGGAAGAGACCGAGCUCAUAGCGCCCAGCAGGACCAAGGAAGAUUAGAACCUUUAGCACGAAACACAAUUAUCAUAUUACUGCCUUUUCAUAAAAUUACAGCCCU
Molecule: messenger RNA, 1112 nt
Organism: Maniola jurtina (meadow brown)
Lineage: Eukaryota; Metazoa; Arthropoda; Insecta; Lepidoptera; Nymphalidae
Gene: Rsph1
Product: radial spoke head 1 homolog
Exons: 5
Coding region: 119-1054 (311 amino acids)
Biological process (GO): axoneme assembly; spermatid development
Cellular component (GO): motile cilium; nucleus
Source: RefSeq, a predicted model, not a curated record